UGGCCACUGCGAGUGUGAAAUAUCGAGAAAUAAUUGUUUUCUUAAAUUUAGAAAGCAAGAGAGUAACUUUGCACGAUGGAAAUGUUGUCUUGCUAAAUGAGAAUGGAAACAAGUAUUGGUGCUGAUCACUAUCAAUUUGUUGUUUCUGAUGAGAUUUUUCAACAAAAAAUUGAUUUGGUAAAUCACAAUAAAAUACAUGUAAAUGAUGAGAAAAACGAUGUCAGAGAUGCCAAUUGUGAUGUGCACUUUGAUAAUGUGGGCAUAUUUCAUAAAAUUAAGACCAUGGAUGAACAAAAUAGCCCAAGGAAAGAUUCUGGAAGAAAUUCAAACAACAACAUCCAGAGAGGAAAGCAAGAAAUCAGAAUUGAGAAGAUAGCUUCACGAACUAAACAAAAUAAAAAAUGUGGCAGUGGUUUAAAAAUUUUGACCGGUACGAUGAAAAGUACUCAAAUCGAAAAAUUAGCUAUUCAUACGGAUGAGAAAUGCUAUUUAUGUGAUGUUUGUAGUAAAUCAUUUAAUCACAAGAGUCAUUUUCAGGCACAUUUAAGAAUUCAUUCAGGUGAAAAGCCAUUUAAAUGUGAUGUUUGUACUAAAUCAUUUAAUCAGAAAAGUAAUUUACGCAAUCACAUGAAAAUUCACUAUGGGGAAAAAUUGUUUAUGUGCGAUGUUUGUAGUAAAUCAUUUGUUAAAAAGGGUCAACUUGAAGUUCAUAUGAGAAUUCAUACUAAAGAGAAACCUUUUAAAUGUGAUGUUUGUAGUAAAUCAUUUACCCAGAACAUUAACUUACAAGAACAUAGGAGAACCCAUACAGGGGAAAAACCAUAUACAUGUGAUUUCUGUAAUAAAUCAUUUACUCAAGGACACCAACUUAAGAAUCAUCGACGAAUUCAUACUGGUGAAAAACCUUACAAAUGUAAUAUUUGUGGUAAAGCUGUUAGUCAGAAAAGUAAUCUUCAACGUCACAUUAAAACCCACACGGGAGAUAACCCAUCUGAAUAUGACAUUCUUAGUCAUUCUUUAGGAGUAAAUGAACUAGGUGCCUGCUCAAUGAAUAUUUGUAAUAAACUAUUCUCCAAUCAAAAAAUUCUGAAUAAUCCUAAGGCAAAAGACACCAGUGACAAAAUCUUUAAAUGCGAUGUUUGUAAGAAAUUAUUUACUUCCAGUAAAUCACUUCAAUUACACACUGAAUGUAAUGAAAAGGAAUGUGAUAUAUUUGAUAGGCCCUGUUUUCUAUUUGAAAAUAAUGAUGAGAAGAUCAUACGUGAAACUUGUGACACUCAUCUGAAGGAGGCCACCGACUCCAACAAAUAUUCUAAAAUUGAUUCUAAAAAACAAAAGGAAAAGGAUGUAAUAUUAUCUGAACUAGAACAAAUGGGUGAAUCAGAUGAUUUUGAAAAUAAAACCAUGGAUACUGUUGACUCCGAAACCUUUUAUAAUGUUCAUUUUGGUGAAGAGGAAACUGAAGAAGCUACAACAUUUUGCAAAAGUGAUUUCACAAAUAAAAAUAGUAUUUGUAUGGAAAAGUCUAAAAGUUGUAACAGCAAAAGUAAUUUCAUAUCAAGUACCAGUAGAUUUGUCCCUAUUCAGUGUUCUGUGUGUCAAAUAAAUUUUAAACAAUACAGUGACCUAGAAAUACACAAUAAGAUACAUUUACAUUUAGACAAUACAGAGAAUACAUCACAGAAAGAAGAAAAUGUUACAGAUGAUAUUGUUAACAAGACAUUUCCUGAAGAACAAUUACUUUUGGAACAAACUAAGAGUCAUAUUAAAGAGUCUGAGAAAUGUUAUUUAUGUGAUGUUUGUAGUAAAUCAUUUAACCACAAGAGUCAUUUUAAGGCACAUUUAAGGAUUCAUUCUGGUGAGAAACCAUUUAAAUGUGAUAUUUGUGGUAAAUCAUUUAAUCAGAAAAGUAAUCUUGGCAACCAUAAGAAAAUUCACAAUGGACAGAAACCCUUCAUGUGUAAUGUUUGUGGCAAAUCUUUUUCUACUUUAAGUAAUUUACAAACACACACCAGAACGCAUACUAAAGAGAAACCUUUUAAGUGUGAUGUUUGUAGUAAGUCAUUUACUCAGAACACAAACUUACAAGAACACACAAGAACUCACACUGGAGAAAAACCAUUUAAAUGUGAUCUGUGUUUCAAAUCUUUUUCCCAAAAUCGUCAUUUGAAGAGUCACAUGAGAAUUCAUACUGGAGAAAAACCUCAUACAUGUGAUGUUUGUAGUAAAUCAUUUGGUCAAAAAAGUAAUCUGGGUCGACACAUGACCAUACAUUCAAGGCACUGACUAUAAAUAAUUAAUACUUUUUAAAUCAAUUAAAUUUCUGUAAUUUUAUCAUCUGUAUCAAGGCUAUGACUGUCAAUAUUAAAUACUCUACAAAAAUGUGUUUUUCUGUAUUAAAUCUAAGAUAUUUUAUUACAUAAUGCUAUUUAAUUUAUUUAUUAUAUCAGGACUAUCUGCAUGUACACAAGCAAAUUCUCCAAUCACAUUUCACUCAUCCACAUUUCAUUUGCCCAUAAUGCUUUCAACAUAGCAGUUUCUUUUUUGUGCAAAUGAUGGAUACAUGUAACUGUAGACUUAUUAAAGGGCACAUACCACUAUUCAUUGGAACCUGAAAAUAGAGGAAAAUGGGUCAUUUGUCGUUUGUGAUUUGGACUCAGUCAGCCAUUUUAAAUUACUUUGGCUUUGUUUUUUUGGGUAUGUUUUCUUGGUUCAUUACAAAUGGCACUUGAAACCGUUAUGUCUGUAGAAUACACAAGAGCAUUUACUGAUCUUAAAAUGUUCACUGUAUCUUUAAAUAUUGAACAUUAGGAUCCAUUAUUUUCCUAGUAAUAUAGCAACAUGACUAUUGAUUAAA
Messenger RNA from Patella vulgata (common limpet), 2857 nucleotides. Its product is annotated as zinc finger protein 845. The transcript is spliced from 2 exons. The record is from RefSeq and is a predicted model, not a curated record. Lineage: Eukaryota; Metazoa; Mollusca; Gastropoda; Patellidae. The coding region runs from base 97 to 2286 and encodes 729 amino acids.